CAUUCUUUGUGUCUUCUCGCGAGAGUCAAACGCCACUGCCCGAAUCCAGCUGGUACGGCUAAAAGAGGCCACCUAAGCAUUGCGUCGUGUCGUGACUGGAGAAGCUCUGUAGCAGUGAGUUGAGGUCUGACCAGCCAGCCAGUCACCAGCCAGUCAACCAGCCAGCCAGCCAACCACCAGCCAGUCAGUUACCAUGGGGAACAUCUUUGGCAACCUGCUGAAGAGCCUGUUAGGGAAGAAAGAGAUGAGGAUCCUGAUGGUGGGGCUGGACGCUGCAGGGAAGACCACCAUCCUAUACAAACUGAAGCUGGGAGAGAUAGUCACCACCAUCCCCACUAUCGGGUUUAACGUGGAGACGGUUGAGUAUAAGAACAUCAGUUUCACGGUGUGGGACGUGGGUGGCCAGGACAAGAUCAGGCCGCUGUGGAGACACUACUUCCAGAACACACAGGGUCUGAUCUUCGUGGUGGACAGUAAUGAUCGUGAGCGGGUGAAUGAGGCUCGAGAGGAGCUGAUGCGGAUGCUGGCUGAGGAUGAGCUACGAGACGCCGUGCUUCUUAUCUUCGCUAACAAACAGGACCUGCCCAAUGCCAUGAACGCAGCAGAGAUCACAGACAAGCUGGGGCUCCACUCCCUACGUCACCGCAACUGGUACAUCCAGGCCACCUGCGCCACCAGCGGAGACGGCCUGUACGAGGGCCUCGACUGGCUGGCCAAUCAGCUGAAGAACAAGAAGUGAGUGGACCAAUCAGAGGAGAGUGAGGAGAAACCUAAGUGUCAGCUCUUGAAUCAAAAAGUGGUAGUUGGUUUUAGUUGAUCCAUUAAGUGAAAAAUCCUGACAUGGUGGGAGUGAAAUGUGAUUGGUGUGUAGGAAGGGGACUUAGAGAGAAUAUCCCUAUUGCUUGAGGAUCCAUAUCCCCAUUCCUUGAGAACAUUUUCAGCCUGUUGUCAACUAUUACAAAUGGUUAGCGCUGUCCAGCUGCGGGCCAUCAAUGUCAAUACAUUAACCUUAAUAAUAACAUUUAAAAAGUAUUUAGCAACACCAUUUAUUUAUGUAUUAUUUAUUUCAGAAUGGACAAUGGCAAUGUUAGUUUGGUUUGGAACACAGUAUUAUGCAUGGCCAUACAGUAAAAGAUCUCUUGGAAAUGAA
This is a messenger RNA of Oncorhynchus tshawytscha (Chinook salmon), 1150 nucleotides long. RefSeq names its product ADP-ribosylation factor 3. The record is from RefSeq and is a predicted model, not a curated record. Gene Ontology annotation, cellular component: cytoplasm; plasma membrane. Bases 194 to 739 code for a protein of 181 amino acids. NCBI's taxonomy places the organism in Eukaryota, Metazoa, Chordata, Actinopteri, Salmoniformes, Salmonidae. Gene Ontology annotation, molecular function: GTP binding; GTPase activity. Gene Ontology annotation, biological process: intracellular protein transport; vesicle-mediated transport. The transcript is spliced from 6 exons.